AUGGAGUGCCCGCCUACCAAAUACUCAAUGUUCUCACAGCAGUUCUUUGUGGCCGGGUCCAGGGAGAGUCUGGGAUUGCGUCGAGCACGCGCGACUUUCAUGGACCCGCGUACGCCUCGUAUCUCGGACGAGCUGUACCCACGCGGUGAGACUUUUUGUUGCGCCAAAGCGGCGGCGUCUCCACGCGAUAUUCGCCAGUCUCGCGACUCCUUUCUGAGCUCAGUAUCAACAGCGUCAUCUUCGAGGAUCUCGUCGCCACUACCGCAGGAUAUUCGAAUUCAGGGUUGGAUGUACUGGGCCCGUCGCGAAGACAGCACCGCCCAAGAAGCGGAGCGGUACACGAAGGUUUACGCCGUACUACGCAACGAGUUCCUCUUGCUCUACCGUAACGACCAACGUCCGUCCAAGAAGGUGAGACCGCUGCCAUUAGUGCAAAUCGCUGUGGCUAGCUCAUGGCGCGGCGUGGACGGCGUCCUGCACGUCGAGGACCCGUACGGUGAGGAGAUGGAGCUACAUCUGUACGAGCGUCAAGACUUUGAGAUGUCUCGACGAUGGGGUGACGCUCUGGAACAGGCGUCGGAGCUCACCCACGCACACUUUUCCAACUUCGACGUUAAGGUCGAAGACUUGUCCCGUGGUAGCGUCUAUCGCGGCACACUCCAUGACUUCCGCAUGACACGUGAAAGUUCCAUCCGGAAAUCUGUGACACAAAUCACCAAGUUCACAAGCUGGAACUCGUUGCGGAAAUUUAUCCCAAAUCGGAUCUCAAGUCGCAUGAAAUACUCCCGAUCUUCUUCACCGAAUUGA
This is a messenger RNA of Phytophthora infestans T30-4, 807 nucleotides long. RefSeq lists its product as uncharacterized. The record is from RefSeq and is a predicted model, not a curated record. NCBI's taxonomy places the organism in Eukaryota, Oomycota, Peronosporomycetes, Peronosporales, Peronosporaceae. The coding region runs from base 1 to 807 and encodes 268 amino acids. The transcript has a single exon.